GCUCCCUGGAGGAUGGACCCAAACUCAGUGAGGACUAAAGUCCCGGCCUUCUUAUCGGACUUGGGAAAAGCUACGCUCAGGGGAAUAAGGAAAUGUCCCCGCUGCGGCACUUACAAUGGCACCCGAGGGCUGAGCUGCAAGAACAAAACCUGCGGGACGAUUUUUCGCUACGGCGCUCGGAAGCAGCCUGGAGUCGACGCCGUGAAGAUCAUCACGGGCUCGGAUCUGCAGAUCUACUCGGUACGGCAGAGAGACCGGGGGCCAGACUACCGGUGCUUUGUGGAGCUGGGAGUUUCAGAGACGACCAUCCAGACAGUGGAUGGAACCAUCAUCACGCAGCUCAGCUCCGGACGCUGCUAUGUCCCGUCGUGUUUGAAGGCAGCCACUCAAGGCGUGGUGGAAAACCAGUGCCAGCACAUCAAGCUGGCUGUGAACUGUCAGACCGAGGCCACCCCUUUGACCUUGAAAAGCUCCAUCUUAAACUCCAUGCAGGCCUCCCCCGAAACUAAGCAAACCAUCUGGCAGCUGGCAACGGAGCCCACCGGCCCCCUGGUUCAAAGGAUUACCAAGAAUAUCCUGGUAGUGAAGUGCAAGGCCAGUCAGAAGCACAGCUUGGGGUAUCUCCACGCCUCCUUUGCUCAGAAGAUGAGCAAUAAGAAUGUGCCAGAGCACAGGUUUCUCUGCUCGUGCCAGACUCUGAAACCCAGCAAGGCCAGCUCUGCCAAGGAAGAGGCUGCCCAGAGAUGCAUUCACUUCUUCGCCUGCAUCUCUGCCUUUGCCAGCGACGAGACCCUGGCGCAGGAGUUCUCGGACUUCCUCAGUUACGAUUCCAGCGGUCUCAAAGGGAUCAGAGUGCCCCAGUUAGUUUGCCAUCCUGAAUCCACCGUGCAGGCUGGCGAGCCCACUGCUUCCAAGCCAAAAAAGAGGAAAAAAGAUGAAGCAUCUGGUACACAAGGAAAUAGUCCACUCCUGGCUCAAGAUCCAGCCAACUGCAAUCUGAAGAAAAGUGGACUGAAAAAGCCGGCUGUUGCGUCUUCACUAAAAAGGCAAGCCUGUAAUCAGCUGCUGGAUGAGUCACAGGUGACCUUGUCCUUCCAAGAAUGGCUGGCCAGUGUCACCGAACGCAUCCAUCAAACCAUGCAUUACCAAUUUGAUGGCAAACCAGAGCCACUGGUGUUCCAUAUACCACAGUCUUUCUUCGAUGCCCUGCAGCAGAGGAUUUCCAUAGGAAGCACAAAGAAACGGCUGCCUAAUUCCACUACAGCUUUUGUCCGGAAAGAUGCCCUUCCCUUGGGUACCUUCUCCAAAUACACCUGGCACAUUACCAACAUCCUGCAGGUCAAGCAAAUAUUUGACACUCCUGAGAUGCCCUUGGAAAUCACACGCAGCUUCAUCCAGAACCGGGAUGGGACCUAUGAACUGUUUAAGUGCCCGAAGGUUGAAGUGGAGAGCAUCGCGGAGACGUACGGGCGCCUGGAGAAGCAGCCGAUUCUCCGGCCCUUGGAACUCAAAACCUUCCUCAAAGUUGGCAACACAUCACCUGAUCAAAAGGAACCGACCCCUUUCACUAUUGAGUGGAUCCCGGAUAUUUUACCCCAGUCCAAGAUUGGUGAGCUGAGGAUUAAGUUUGAAUAUGGCCAUCACAGGAAUGGACAUACCACUGAAUACCAGGAGCAACGCCCUUCACUAGAACAGACCCUGGAGCUGACGCCUCUAACCACCAUCACUUUUCCUUGACCUAACACCCAGCCCCUCUCCCCGCUAAGUUUGCACUGCCCUGCUCCGUGGUCUCUCUGCCC
Molecule: messenger RNA, 1799 nt
Organism: Emys orbicularis (European pond turtle)
Lineage: Eukaryota; Metazoa; Chordata; Testudines; Emydidae
Gene: C2H2orf42
Product: chromosome 2 C2orf42 homolog
Exons: 8
Coding region: 13-1737 (574 amino acids)
Cellular component (GO): nucleus
Source: RefSeq, a predicted model, not a curated record